Molecule: messenger RNA, 1108 nt
Organism: Brassica oleracea var. oleracea
Lineage: Eukaryota; Viridiplantae; Streptophyta; Magnoliopsida; Brassicales; Brassicaceae
Source: RefSeq, a predicted model, not a curated record
UUACUCACAUUGUGAGACUGCAAAGAAGCUAUGGGAUACCUUACACAAGGUAUAUGGCAACACUUCAAACCUCACCAGAAUUUUUGAGGUUAAGAGGGCAAUCAACAACUUACAGCAAGAGGAGAUGGACUUCACCAAACACCUUGGAAAGUACAGCCAGUUGUGGUCUGAACUUGAGAUGUUGAGACCAAGUACCACUGAUCCUAGUACACUAGAAGAGAGGCGUGAGCAAGACAAGGUCUUUGGAUUGCUUCUCACACUCAACCCAAGCUUCAAUGAUGUACUUAAACACAUAUUGAGAGCUAAAGAGCUUCCAAGCUAUGAUGAUGUGUGUGCUCAACUUUGGAAGGAGCUAGGCUCAGAUGGUCUCUUUGGUGGAAAAGAGGAGCUGUCUAUGGCAAACAAAGCUGAGAAGAUGGAGAGUGCUUCAGGCAACAAAGCACACUUCAAAUCAAGAAGAGGAGGAGACAAGUCUGUGACUUGUGAGCACUGCAAGAAUCUAGGCCACUCCAAAACCAAUUGUUGGAUCCUCCAUCCUCACCUCAGACCUGCUUCAACCAACAGAUACAACCAGGCCAAAGCACAUGAAGCAAGAGCUCAUGAAACCACAAUAUCAGGCUCCAUGCACAUAGGAGAAGAUGGAAGAGCUAUGAUCUCAACCACCCACACUGGUGGAUCCACAUCCCAUGCCAUGUCUCAGCCAUCCCCUGAUGAUGCCUUCAUCCGCAAGUCAGACAUUGAAGCGCUUAUCAAGGCUAUCAAUGCAAACUCUGGUAACAUAAGUGUCAAUGCUUUAAAUUCUAUUCACAGUGCUUCACAUACUACUAGACCUUUGAUCAUUGAUUCUGGAGCUUCUCAUCAUAUGAUUAGGGAUGCUAGACUGAUUAGUGAUGUUAAACCUGCUCUAGGGAGUGUAGUGAUUGCUAAUGGUGAUAGAAUUCCAAUUGAAUGAGUAGGAAACUUGAAACUGUUUGAUAAGGAGUCUCAAGCUUUUUAUAUGCCUACUUUCACAUCCAACUUAUUAUCUGUUAAGAGAGCAACCAAUGAUCUAAAUUGCAAUGUUAUUUUCAGUCCUAAUGAUGUGUGCUUUCAGGAUAUUAAGACCAGG